Messenger RNA from Microthlaspi erraticum, 408 nucleotides. The record is from the annotation of a GenBank genome assembly. Lineage: Eukaryota; Viridiplantae; Streptophyta; Magnoliopsida; Brassicales; Brassicaceae.
AUGAAGAACAAAUUAAUCGUCUUUCUGACUCUUCUUAGCCUAUGCAUCGGAAAUACAAUCGGAGUAAGUAAACUCGUGCUCAAGAACGAACUCACCAAUAAUAGAAUUCUCGCGGUGCGUUGUAAAUCCAAGAACGACAACCUUGGUGACCAUUAUUUGAGCGUCGGCCAAAGCAAGCCUUUUGAAUUUAACGACAACGUUUGGAAGAGGACGCUUUUCUGGUGUCGUAUGUGGAAAGGACCUAACUACAAGAUUCACCAAGUGUUUGAUGCAUACAGAUCUAAGUGGAAAAGAGAUACCGGGCCAACGUACUAUUGGAUAGGAAGAGAAGAUGGGAUCUACUUUAUGCAAGAACCCUAUCCUAAACCUCCCGUGAAAAAAUAUGAUUGGAAUCUUACGGCUCCUUAA